AAUUAAUUAAUAUGCUAUUUUAUAAAAAUAUUUAAAUUUUAAGUAAGAUUUUGUUAGAUUUUUUCUCAACAGAUUUUGUUAUAAUUAAAAAAUAAAAUUCAAAUUUAUAGUUGGUUUAUUAUUAAUGUAAAUAAUCAAAUAUGUCAUAUUAACUAUUUCUUUAGGUGGUCCUAUUAUGACUUGCUAAUGGUAGAUAAAAAUAGAACCAUAAAUUAAUAGAUUAGAUAGAUUAAUACAAAAAUGUUAUUACAUACACACAUAUAGAUAUAUAUAUCUAUAUGUUUUGAUUGUUUAUACAUCUUUUCUCUCUAUUUUUGCUUACUUUUUCUUUCUUUUUACUAUAUUUUUGCGUAUUUUUUCUUUCUUUUUACUAUAUGUUUGCUUAUUUUUAAUUAGUUUUUCCUUGUUUUUUUUAUUUUUUAAUUAUAAACUUAUUGUAUGUAUUAUUUUAGUUGUUAGUAAAUGCUCACGGUUGUUGCGUAUUUGUUGGGUCGGGAAGAGCCACACCACAGUGGUGGUUAUGGAAACUGAACUUGGGAGCUUGAUUGAUCCCAAAGAACGAAUUGCAUGGAACAGUUCAGUAGAACCUUCCCCUCCAACAGUAAACUUCGACGAAUACCAAAACUAUGGAUCUGGUUAAGAUGUGAGAAACCGGAUUAUUUGGGUUGGGUAUAACCCAUUGAUGUCGGAGGAGGACGCUCGAAGGUUUAGCAUUAACAUAUUCAUUACAAACUAGGAUGGUUAAAGGAGUUUUGUGUCCCUUAUAACAGUUCUUUGUAACCAGUUUAAUUCAUAUGUAGUCAAUUUUUAGUGAUAAUUACAAGUUUACUGGCAUAAAAGAGCGGCUGUAUUUUAACACCUAAUGUCAUUGUUUCUAGAGAUGGAAGUGGAGACUUGAAGACAAUUUUAGAAGCUGUGGCGUCAGUGCCAAACAACAAAUUUGAUUCAACAUAUUCGUUAAAGAAGUUGUUUAUUACGAGAAUGUUCUAGUACCAAAGAGAAAAAACAACGUGCUGAUCUAUGGAUAGGUUAUAACAACGACAACAAUUAUAUCUAACAAUCUAGGCAGGUUGGAGUAUCCUAAAUCCACGACAGCUGCCACAGCAACAUUCUGUAAGGUACUUUUGUUUCCAUUUUAGACAUUCAAUCACUAUUUUAUGUUUUGUGGUUUGUGUUUUGGUGAAGAUGUUCUUACUAACAACUUCAUUGCUUGAGAUAACAAAUUUGUUAACACCGCCGGACCAGAGAAGUUCCAAGCUGUUGCAUUCCACUCUAAAUCCAAUCACUCUACCUUGUUUAGAUGUGCAUUUUAUGGCUACCAAGAUACCCUCUACGUCCACGUAGGGGAGCAGCUUUACAAAGGAUAUGACAUCAUAGGCACAAUGGACUUUAUCUUCGGCAAUGCUGCAGCUGUGUUCCAGAUGUGCACCACUGUUAUAGCCGGUGGCGGAUCCAUAAUUUUUUAAAACCAGUGUCAUAAAUUAAGUUAAUUAUUUAAUUCAAAUAUUUAUUUAAAAUAAAUAAAAAUAAAUUAUUAUUAAAACAGUGACUAUAUAAAAUAUUAGAUUUUUUUUCUUAUUUAGAAACCCAAAUAAAAACAAUGACAAUAACUAAAUGUUCAAAUUUGGGAUUAGAAAGGCAAAUGUUCAAAAUUUGGGUUUAGAAACUCAAAUAAAAACAAUUAUAAAAAAUAAAUUAAACUAUGUCCAGUAAAAACAUAUGGAUCCAAAAUAUAUAUAUCUAUAUAUAUAUAUAUAUAUUGGGCCUUUGGCCCGUAACCAAUAUAAUAGGUGCAAAAUGACACUUCGAAUUGGGUCUGGGGUUUUUUUUGAAGUGUCAAAACAGAUAUUUCUAUCAACUGAGCUACAUUUCUUCGUUGUAUACAACCUAUAAAUAAAAUUUAAAAUAUUAUGGAUCUGCCUCUGGUUACAGCUGAGAGUGCAGAGGACCAGAAGGAUAAGUUUGGUUUCUCCAUCUUAACGAGCAAGCUUUUGGCGUAUACAGGAGAAGAGUUUACUAUGGUUGUGUAUUUAGGUCGGUCUUGGAAGAGCCACCCCACAUGGUGGUUAUGGAAACCGAACUUGGAAAAUUGAUUGAUCCCAAAAGGUGGAUUGCAUGGAACAACUCAGCAGAUUCUCCCCCUCCAACGGUGAACUUCAACGAAUACCAAAACUAUGAACUUCAGCUUAGGCUUUUGCAUGAUUGAGCUGAGCUUCAUCGUUGAACAAGUUGGAGGAAACGAAUCAGAUGGAAACCACACAAUACUCUAUCCGUUUCAAAAUAAGUGUCAUCUUAACAAAAAAAUUCUGUUUAUUUUUCUAUUAGUUAAAAUAUGGUUAGAUGUAUAAUAAUGAUGUUUUUAUUUUAAAAUUGUAUAAAAUUAAAUAUUUUAAAAAAUAUAUGUGAAUAAACAUAAAACAACAAAUUACAAUGAAAUAUAUGGAGUACUAGAUAUCCAACCGGCCGAGGUAAAACAUAAGCCAUUUAACUAAAAAUAAAAAAAAUUGUUUCUUAUUACAUACAAAUAUUAACACUUAAUACAACUUGACAAAGACAUGCAGACUAGCUAUAUCUAUACAAGUAUCAAUUUCAAUUUUGGAAUUGAUCACAUAACUAAAUCCCAUUUUGUAAGUUCCAAAGCACUCACAACCUUUCAUGAAUAUGUUUUUAUUUUGUUUUUCAAAAAAUUUCCUACCAUGGAGGCGAUUGGUUGGACUGUAAUUAUAGAAAUUUUACUGUAAAAUUUAGUGUGUAGAACUUUUUUUUUUUACGGAGCUGUAUUUAAUGUAGCUGUAGAAAUUAACACAUACAAAUAAAAUUUAGUCUUCAACUACUAAGGCUUCAACUAAAACAUAAGCCAUUUAACUAAAAAUAAAAACAAUUUGUUUCUUAAUGCAUACAAAUAUUAACACUUAAUACAACUUGACAAAGACAUGCAAACUAUAUACAAGUAUCAAUUUCAAUUUUGGAAUUGAUCGCAUAAUUAAAUCCCAUUUUGUAAGUUCCAAAACAGUCACGACAUUUCGUGAAUAUCUUUUUAUUAGUUUCUUACCAUAAAAUUUAUUUCAUACAUCCGUAAAUAACAUCAAAUUCAGGUGAUAAAUAUUUGACAAAGUAUUAUAUAUCUCCCAAACUACGUUGUAUCAUGUAUUAUUUUGUUUAUAUGUGUACCAAACUAUUAAAAUUUGGAUUAAGGUUCAGAAAAUGUAGAAAGGAUGUUUCAUCAUAAUCUAAUUAACUAGAUUUACAAGAAAGUGCUUACAUAUGAGCAAAUUACUAAUCUUUAUUGUUGGAAUUUACAUGUUAAUGGAUUUUUCUCAAAGUAUUUUUAAAUAUUAUAUCUUAUUAAAAAAAAUUCUUCUUGUUACAGAUUUUGUUUUAUAAAGAUUAAGGUUUCCCAAUUUGUUUUGCUAGUACAUUAUUGGUCAGAUCCUUGUUUAAUAUAGAUCGGCUACGUGAAGGUGUAUGGUGAAACUGUGAAACGCGGAUCAUCAUUGAUCGCUUCCCCUACCACAGAAAAAAAAAAGAAUAUAUCAGUCAAUAAGCUCCAAAAUUCGGAUUAAAAAAAAAUAAUAAAAAUUCAAAAAACCUGAAUUCAAGGAGGGAAAAUCCCUCUCGAGUAGAAGACGAAGAAUCUUCUGGCGAUUCGAAAAGUGAGAGGGUAAGCUAAAGGUUGAAACUUUCCUUCUCUAACCAGCCUUUGAAGAUGAAUCUUUACAAGCCACCUGAUAACAAGCUUAUGCGACUCAUCUGAUUUUUUAUAACGUAUUGGAGAGUGACUCAAGGAGUUGGAGAUUAGAGUUUGCAUCUCUUAGGUGAUGAGUUUUGGAUUCUAGACUUCCAUGAGAGUCAUAGCAUGAAGGUUGGGAGGUUUUUAGAUGGAUAAAGGCGAUUGUAAUAAAGGGGAUUGUAAUAAAGGGGAUUGUAGUAGGACACUCUGUGAGAUUGUGGGUCUGCUAAAAUCAUGGCUCCCUUGGCGGUCCGAGCCAGCUACUGUCUCCAGAGAUUUCUGGAUGCCUGAUCAGAGCUGUCGUGUGUGUUAUGAGUGUGAUUGUCAGUUCACCCUUAUCAACCGUAGGCAUCAUUGCCGUCUUUGUGGGAGAGUCUUCUGUGGGAAAUGUACUGCGAACUCAAUACCUUUGGCUACCAGCGACUUGAGAGCUCCCCGUGAAGAGUGGGAGAGGAUCCGUGUUUGUAAUUAUUGUUUCAGCCAAUGGGAGCUAGGUGAUGGUGGAACGCAUCUUUCGAAUAUUCCGGGGAUUAGUAGUUCGUCUUCUGAGACAAGUCUUCUUAGCUCAAAGACUAUUACAACUGCUAAUAGUAGUACUCUUGGCUCGAUGCCAGGAUUGGUUGGUCCUUAUCAGAGGGUUAAACGUGGUUCUGAUGUCAGUUUGCACGGAGUGGCUUCUAAAGAGCAAGGCAAAGAGACUUCAAGGAGUAAUAGUUUCAUAGCCACAGAUGUGGAAGAUCCAUCUCGCUUUGGUUUAAACAGGAGUGAUGAUGAGUACGAUGAGUAUUGUGCAUACCAGACUGAUACUGAGACGAGUCAUUCUCCUCAAGCUAAUAAAUACUAUGGCCCAAUGGAAUAUGAGGAGAUGAGCCACUGUAAGCAUCUGAGUUUCGAAACCACCGCUGACCAGAAAAGCGUAAGCAGGUCUCCACUCAUUCAUGAGAGUCUUGAAUCUGUAAUUGGGGAAGGAUCAGAGCAGUUCCAGAAAAAAAAUGAGAGUGAUGGCCGUGACGAAAGUGAAGCACCUUCUCCGCCAGAUAUUUCGGAUGAUCAUGUAGUAGAGCCGGUGGAUUUCGAGAACAAUGGACUUUUGUGGGUUCCACCUGAUCCAGAAAACGAAGAAGAUGAGAGAGAAAGCUCUUUGUUUGACGAGGAAGAAGAUAAUGAGGGAGAUGCCUCAGGUGCGUGGGGAUAUUUACGGCCUUCCACUAGCUUUGGAAGUGGAGAGUUCCGUAGCGAGGAUCGAACGAGUGAAGAGCACAAGAAGACUAUGAAGAAUGUGGUUGAUGGGCAUUUUAGAGCUUUGCUUGCACAGCUGUUGCAAGUGGAUAACCUCCCUGUGAGCGAUGAAGAGGGCAAAGAGGGCUGGUUAGAGAUUAUCACCUCUCUUUCUUGGGAGGCGGCUAACUUACUGAAGCCUGAUAUGAGCAAAAGUGGAGGGAUGGAUCCUGGUGGCUAUGUCAAAGUAAAGUGCUUAGCUUCUGGGUUUCGACAUGAUAGCAUGGUGGUUAAGGGAGUUGUUUGCAAGAAAAAUGUAGCUCAUAGGAGAAUGAAAGCGAAGAUUGAGAAAGCUAGACUAUUGAUUAUAGGCGGUGCCCUUGAGUAUCAAAGGGUCUCAAACCAGUUCUCAAGUUUUGAUACUUUGCUGCAACAGGAAAAGGAGCAUCUAAAGAUGGCUGUUGCAAAGAUUCACGCUGAACGUCCAAAUAUUCUACUAGUGGAAAAAUCAGUUUCUCGAUUUGCGCAAGAGUAUCUUCUAGCCAAAGACAUAUCUCUUGUUCUAAACAUUAAGAGGCCACUUUUAGACCGCAUUGCUCGCUGCACCGGUGCUCAGAUAAUUCCUUCAGUAGAUCACCUCUCCUCUCAAAAGCUGGGUUACUGUGAAAAUUUUCGGGUGGAUAGGUUUCUUGAAGAACAUGGUCAAGUUGGAAAGAAAGCAGUAAAGACGUUGAUGUAUUUUGAGGGUUGUCCAAGGCCAUUAGGCUUUACAAUUUUGCUUAGGGGUGCUAAUGAGGAAGAGUUGAAAAAAGUGAAGCAUGUGGUCCGAUAUGGAGUUUUUGCAGCUUAUCAUUUGGCACUCGAGACAUCGUUUCUUGCUGACGAAGGAGCCUCACCAGAACUCCCCUUGAACUCCCCGAUUACGGUAGCUCUUCCAGAUAAAUCUACAAGCAUUGAAAGAUCCAUAUCUACUGUGCCAGGUUUCACGGUCUCUUCCAUACAUGAUAAAUCUCCAACAAUGAUAUCUGGUUUCGAACCACAACGAGCAAACAGUGUCCCAGCAUCAGAGUUGCUUUCGACCACUGCCAAUCUGUCCUUCCAGAAGGAUAUAAAUCCUAUGAUCUCCAAUGUUUCAGGCUGGCAGGCUAGAGAAACAAAUCCGGGUUUCGUAUUUUCACGCUGUAAUGUUUCAUUGACUUUGCCUGACCGUGUGAUUGAGGGAAGAAACCCAAAUAUGUCUGAAAGAGAUGCACUGGCAGACACACCAGCAGACAAAAGCAACCCAUCUAUUGAGGCAGCAGACAUAUUGUCUGAAGGCUUUGUGCGAAAGACUUAUCAAAGUAGUACGAGCGUUAUAGUAGAGCCCCAGGACAAUGGUUCAGACCUUACAACCAUCCAACAACAAAACAGUGAGGAUUCAAAGGAACCACAAUCUCAAAAAGAGGAAUUUCCUCCAUCACCCUCUGAUCAUCAGAGCAUUUUGGUUUCUUUAUCGUCCCGAUCAGUGUGGAAAGGAACUGUGUGUGAGAGGUCUCAUCUCUUCCGGAUAAAAUACUAUGGUAGUUUCGAUAAACCAUUGGGACGGUUCUUGAGAGAUCAUUUGUUCGAUCAGGGUUACAGGUGUCGUUCAUGUGAGAUGCCAUCAGAAGCUCACGUUCACUGUUACACUCAUCGACAAGGCAGCCUUACUAUAUCUGUGAAGAAGCUCCAAGAUUAUCUCUUACCUGGUGAAAAGGAGGGGAAGAUCUGGAUGUGGCAUAGAUGUCUGAGAUGUCCCCGACCUAAUGGCUUUCCUCCAGCGACUCUACGAGUGGUGAUGUCUGAUGCAGCCUGGGGAUUGUCGUUUGGGAAAUUUCUGGAGCUCAGUUUCUCAAACCACGCAGCUGCCAGUAGAGUAGCAUGUUGUGGCCAUUCUCUCCAUAGAGACUGCCUUCGCUUCUAUGGAUUUGGGAACAUGGUAGCUUGCUUCCGAUACGCUACUAUAGAUGUUCAUUCGGUCUACCUUCCACCAUCAGUUCUAAGUUUCAACUAUGAUAAUCAGGACUGGAUACAGAGAGAGAUAGAUAAGGUGGCAGAGAGAGCAGAGCUUCUGUUUUCUGAAGUACUAAAUGCUAUUAGUCAAAUUGCAGUGAAAGGUUCUAGGCGUCGAAUUGGUCAACUCGAAGAACUGCUGCAAAGAGAGAAAGCAGAAUUUGAGGAAAAUAUGCAAAGGAUGUUGCAGGGGGAGGUGAAGGAAGGCCAGCCUCUUGUGGACAUUCUUGAACUAUACCGGCUUCGCAGACAGCUGAUAUUUCAGUCUUAUAUGUGGGAUCACCGCUUGAUUAAUGCCUCAAAUUUACAGAAGCUUGAGAGUAGUGAUGACACAAAGCGAGAAGAAAAUGAGAAACCACCCUUGGCUAAGAGCCAGACGCUCCCUGAGAUGAAUGCUGGGACAAACACUCUUCUUGCUGGCUCAGAGGAUAAUCCGAAUCCUGAUAGUGGUUCUACUGGUGACACUGGCUCGUUAAAUAAGGUUCAGAAGGAAGCUGACGGAAAUUUAGAUUUGAUUCAGGAAAAGGAAGAUGAGGGAGAAGUUUCUCCCAGCAAUACCUUACCUGAUACUUCUGAUCCUGUGGAAAAUAAACUCGAUGUUCGCAGGACACAGUCUGAUGGCCAUUUAGUGAUGAAAAAUCUUUCAGCCACUCUUGAUGCAGCAUGGAUAGGCGAACGUCAAACAUCAGAGGAUAUUCCAGCAAAUAAUAAGAUCUUGCUUCCUCCUUCCUCCAUGUCAAUCUCAGAGGGGUUAAAGCCAAUAGAUCUCCCAGAACAUCAAAAGGAAUCCAAGGUAGCCUAUCCAGUUUCACCUGCUUUGCCAAGUAAAAAUUAUGAGAACUCAGAAGAUUCUGUAAGCUGGUUAGGUAUGCCAUUCCUCAGUUUCUACCGCUCCAUCAACAAGAAUUUUCUGCUUAGCUCUCAGAAGCUCGAUACAUUUGGCGAGCACAGCCCUGUCUAUAUUUCAUCUUUUAGAGAGGCAGAGCUUCAAGGUGGACCAAGGCUACUUCUGCCUGUGGGUAUAAAUGAUGUUGUUGUUCCGGUGUAUGAUGAUGAGCCCACAAGUAUGAUCGCAUAUGCCUUGAUGACACCCGAAUAUCAACGCCAAAUUUCUGUUGAAGGGGAAUCUCUAGUUUCAUUUCCUUCUGAACUGAAUAUCCCUCGCCCAGUUGAUGACACCAUCUUUGACCCUAGCAGAAGCAAUAGUUCAGUGGAUGAGAGUAUACUUUCAAUGUCCUCGUCUCUGCGUCUUGACCCACUUUCAUACACAAAAGCUUUCAAUGCUCGAGUCUCAUAUGGAGAAGACGGCACUCUUGGGAAAGUGAAGUACACGGUUACUUGUUACUAUGCUAAACGGUUUGAGGCGUUGCGAGGUAUAUGUCUCCCUUCGGAACUUGAGUUCAUAAGGUCUCUUAGCCGGUGUAAAAAAUGGGGAGCUCAAGGUGGAAAGAGCAAUGUCUUCUUUGCUAAAACCCUGGACGAUCGUUUCAUCAUCAAGCAAGUCACCAAGACAGAACUGGAAUCGUUCAUCAAAUUUGCACCUGCUUACUUCAAAUACUUAUCUGAGUCUAUCAGCACGAAAAGCCCAACUUGCCUUGCAAAAAUCUUGGGAAUCUAUCAGGUCGCGACCAAGCAACUUAAGAGUGGUAAAGAAACAAAGAUGGAUGUUCUGAUAAUGGAGAAUCUUCUCUUUGGAAGAACUGUGAAGCGGCUUUAUGACCUCAAAGGAUCUUCCCGGGCGCGAUACAAUCCUGACUCUAGUGGGAGCAAUAAAGUCUUGCUGGAUCAGAACUUGAUUGAAGCAAUGCCCACUUCUCCCAUUUUUGUCGGUAACAAAGCAAAACGGUUGUUGGAAAGAGCUGUCUGGAACGAUACCGCCUUUCUUGCAUUGGGUGAUGUUAUGGAUUACUCGUUGCUAGUAGGCGUGGAUGAAGAAAAAAACGAGCUAGUUCUCGGGAUCAUCGAUUUCUUAAGGCAGUACACAUGGGACAAACAUCUAGAGUCUUGGGUGAAGUUUACAGGAAUCUUAGGAGGCCCCAAGAAUGAAGCACCAACAGUAAUCUCGCCAAAGCAAUACAAGAGAAGAUUCAGAAAGGCGAUGACUACUUACUUCCUCAUGGUUCCUGACCAGUGGUCUCCCCCUGAAGUCAUUGCUGAUAACUCUAGGUCUGAUCAACCAGAAGAAACCUCUCAAACCGGCACGCAAGCAGAGUGAUAUAUUUAUGAAUCCACAAAAUGUCCAGUUUUUUUUUUGUGGUAUAGAAAUUGGUUUUGUGCAUAUGGGAACAUUAUUCUUUGGUUAUGAUUCUUCUCUUGGAUAUGGAUUUUGUUUGCAUCUUUUAGAUUAUGUGUUGUUCAGAUAGAGUUUUAGAUGAUUGUCUGAAUGAUUCAUUAGAAAGAUGUGAGAUGAUUUCAGUUAGUA
Brassica rapa (field mustard) is the source of this 9401-nucleotide messenger RNA. Its product is annotated as 1-phosphatidylinositol-3-phosphate 5-kinase FAB1B. The record is from RefSeq and is a predicted model, not a curated record. Gene Ontology annotation, biological process: phosphatidylinositol phosphate biosynthetic process. Gene Ontology annotation, cellular component: endosome membrane. NCBI's taxonomy places the organism in Eukaryota, Viridiplantae, Streptophyta, Magnoliopsida, Brassicales, Brassicaceae. Gene Ontology annotation, molecular function: metal ion binding; 1-phosphatidylinositol-3-phosphate 5-kinase activity; ATP binding.